AUGGCCCGCCCAGACGAAACGGGCUCGGGUGAAAUGCUGUCGUCGUCUGCCAUGGGCGCGACAUUCCUGAUCAUCAUUCAACUGGCAUCGAGGAUCUUCACAUUUGCCUCGAACCAGCUGAUUUUACGAGCGUUGUCGCCAAUCGUGCUAGGGAUAGCGGCUCAGCUCGAGCUUUACCAGGUUUCUAUCUUGUACUUUUCGCGGGAAAGUAUCCGCAUGGCUAUCCAAAGACAGCCUGAGAUCACUAUUUCGGCUUCGCCUAGCCACGCAAAAGGCUCCGGCAAAAGGGAGACCGAUUUGGUGAAUAUCCAGUCUCUCGCAUCACAAUCCGUCGUGAACAUAUCUUACCUGGGCCUCGUCCUCGGGUUACCGAUAUGUCUUAUGCUUACUACGCUCUAUCAGCAGCUUGUGCCACAGGAAACCUCACAAGCCCCCUUUUUCUACCCAAGUUUGAUCAUGACUGGAAUUGCAUCGCUCUUGGAGAUUAGCGUCGAACCAUUCUUUGCCGUGGUUCAGCAGCGCAUGCUGUAUGAGAAACGUGCCGCCGUCGAGGUUCCUGCAGCGUUCCUUAAAAGCCUCACAACUUGCUCGGUCUUUCUGUAUGCUGCGAGGGCCAAUUAUGAUGUCGGGGUAUUACCAUUUGCCCUCGGCCACUUGAGCUAUUCUCUCACUCUCAUCUGCGGCUAUUCUCUAGCUUUUCUCAAAACCACCAGCGAGGAACACUUCACAUUUCUUCUUCGACGGAUCCAAUCAAGCGACUCUUCCAAUUAUUUCAUGGGCCGAUUCUCUCGUCGGCUAACCUCACUUGCCGCAAGUGUCUUUUUCCAAUCCCUGGUGAAACACCUUCUCACACAAGGUGAUUCAAUGAUACUGGCGGCCCUGUCUGGCCUGGAAGAUCAAGGCAUUUACUCUCUUGCUUCAAACUACGGCGGUCUCAUUGCACGUAUCCUAUUCCAGCCUCUAGAGGAAAGUAGUCGCAACCUGUUCUCCACGCUCCUCAGUCCAUAUGAUACUGGAAACCCGAGAAGUUCCCACAUCCACACCGCCAAGAAACACUUUGUGAGCAUCCUACGCGCAUACCAGCUGCUCUCGAUCCUUAUCAUCCCGUUGGGCCCGGUCAUGGUUCCCCAGCUGCUCCACAUCCUGGGGGGUCGUCAGUGGAGUUCAGCCAAAGUUGGUGAUCUGCUCUCGUUGUAUUGCUGCUAUAUUCCAUUCUUGGCCUUCAAUGGGAUCACCGAGGCCUUCGUGUCAUCUGCAGCCAGUCCGCGAGAAAUCCGGAAGCAAACGGCGUGGAUGGGCGCUUUCUCGGCUUGCUAUGCUCUGGCUGCCUACCUGUUUCUGGAGAUAGGCCAGCUGGGCGCCUAUGGGUUGGUGCUGGCGAACAUGGUGAACAUGACAGUGCGGACUCUUUGGAGCUUUAUUUUUACCCGUUCGUACCUGCGCCGACAGGGAAAUGGGCUACGUCUACAAGAUAUUGCGAUUCAGCCUGCCAGCUACAUUCUGUGGAUAAUUACUACGGUGGUCAUGCUCAACCAGGGAUUGUUGAAACCGGGACUGGGUCUUAUCCGGGCAUCUGUAAUCAGUGGUGCCUACGCUCUCCUGGUGUAG
Messenger RNA from Penicillium alfredii, 1608 nucleotides. RefSeq names its product oligosaccharide translocation protein RFT1. Gene Ontology annotation, biological process: glycolipid translocation; dolichol-linked oligosaccharide biosynthetic process. The record is from RefSeq and is a predicted model, not a curated record. Bases 1 to 1608 code for a protein of 535 amino acids. NCBI's taxonomy places the organism in Eukaryota, Fungi, Ascomycota, Eurotiomycetes, Eurotiales, Aspergillaceae. Gene Ontology annotation, cellular component: endoplasmic reticulum membrane. The transcript has 2 exons.